Cooperia oncophora is the source of this 1167-nucleotide messenger RNA. The record is from the annotation of a GenBank genome assembly. NCBI's taxonomy places the organism in Eukaryota, Metazoa, Nematoda, Chromadorea, Rhabditida, Trichostrongylidae.
AUGGCAUUAGGCAUAACCACAAAGCCAGUAACAGUUUCCGGAAUCUUCUCAGCAAAAGAAGCGCAGAAACGAAGUGCAAGUAACGACCGUAGCAGGCGUCGUGGUUCACUUCCAUUCAGUAUAGGGCCUGUCACAAAAGUGCCCAUUAGCCCUCUCGAGAACUCGUGGCUAGUUCGUCGUUUGGCCUCGUUGCUUCGUCGAACGUCGACCGAGGGCGGAGAUGAGGGCGUGACCACGAUUCACAGCCACAAAAGUCAAGAGGAGUGCUGUAUGCAGUGUCGUCAGGCAUUUGAUGAAACCGUCCAGCGAUGGACAUCCGACGAAGAAUGCACCAUCGAUCCGACGACUGUCUAUCGCCAACAACUUCGUGUUUUGCUUCAAGAAGAGCCGACGACCAUAGAAUUCACAGAAACCGACUUCAAAAACCUCACCCGCUCACUUUCUGAAGGAGACCUUGGUCGCGAGGAGAAUGACGACACACGCGAAGCAAUCGAUAGUCUUAUUGAACGCUAUGGAUUGAUGUCAGGUGAUGACUUCUCAGACACUCUCUGCAUUCCUGAAGGAACUGUUCUUGGCGACGAUGAAUGCUACAUAACCAGCGCAUUUAUCGAAAGUCUGGAGCGUUCAGAUGAUACUCAAGCUGACUCCGUGAACUCCUCGGAUUCGACCACCUCUUCCAAUACCCGACCAAAAAAAUUGAGCGAAAAUAAUCGCCCCAGCUCGUUAUGUAACGACUAUCAGCCCGACAGUGAUGGCGGUAAUCAGGAACCCGUGAGUCGAACCCGAACAUUUCCACAAUGCAAACGACGCGUAUCGGCCCUGCUGUUUGAUACGCUUGCCAGACGACUUUCAAAGCACUGUAGAACCGAUCCCAAAUGGAAACGCGAUUCUGUGAAAAAUGUCCUCGAACGUGCCUGGUAUGCCGAGAACGACGGGCUUCCCGAUCAUUUAUCCAGUGCACUAUCGCCUCCGAACGAGAUCAGUGAGAUUGAGGCGGUUCCAGUCGAUUCAUCGACAACGGCCAAAUAUAAUUUGAAUGACAAUGACCUCAUUCUGACGUUAUCAGUAAAAGAAGUGUCAUACACCCUAGUAUAUCUCAUUUUUCGGCACUGUUCAUGCUGCCCCGCUUACAAAGCCAGAUAUUAUCGAAAUUUUCCCCAGAUGUAG